Drosophila kikkawai is the source of this 827-nucleotide messenger RNA. It is a transcript of the gene RpS27, whose product is annotated as ribosomal protein S27. Gene Ontology annotation, biological process: translation; ribosomal small subunit assembly. Gene Ontology annotation, cellular component: ribosome; cytosolic small ribosomal subunit. Lineage: Eukaryota; Metazoa; Arthropoda; Insecta; Diptera; Drosophilidae. Gene Ontology annotation, molecular function: RNA binding; structural constituent of ribosome. The record is from RefSeq and is a predicted model, not a curated record.
GCCACAGCUCCAGCCGAUGGGCCUUAUUUAGUACAUUUCUGCCCAAGUUAAGUUGGCUGCGAUUUACCCCACUUCCUUUUCCGUGUUAGCUGUGAAAGAAAAAACAUGCCGCUAGCAAAAGAUCUUCUGCACCCUCUGCCCGCUGAGGAGAAGCGCAAGCACAAGCUGAAGCGCCUGGUCCAGCACCCUAACUCGUACUUCAUGGACGUCAAGUGCCCCGGCUGCUACAGGAUCACCACCGUCUUCAGCCACGCCCAGGGCGUUGUGGUCUGCGCUGGAUGCGCAACCAUUCUGUGCCAGCCCACUGGAGGACGCGCUAAGCUGACAGAAGGCUGCUCUUUCCGCAGGAAGCCACAAUAAAAUGGGACUCGCGAUGAACCACAAAUUAUUAAUUUUUUAAUAAAAUCUAUAAAACGUAAAGAAACCACAGAACCGAUCCGAAAGAAAGCCUGUUGUAAUUCAAUUGCUGCGGUCCUUUGGUUCAAUGUGCUUUGUGAAUUAAAGAAUUAACGAUCUUGUGGUUGGCUACGUGAAAAAAAACAGUUCUUGUCGUAUUUGUUUAUAGUUGAGUGGAUGUUGAUGAUUGCCAGCUGCGAUGGUGCUCCUUGAUCAGUUGGCUUCUUAAAUGACCAGCAACUCUUUAAAUAUAACCACUGUGGAAGGAGGAUACUCUUGCGUACGAGGAGGAUUCAUUCAAGGUUUUCGUAGUUUGUUUCCCAACCCAGUUAUGCUACAAAACUUCAGGAAUUUUUCACUAGUUAUGCUUAGACCUAACAACUAAUUGACUUCACAACAAUAAAGAAUGUUUCAUAGGCUUUGAAAAGGAA